AUGUCCAGCCCGGAGGGAGCAAGCGGCGAUGCCUGCGAUUUUUUCGGCACGGCGGGGAGGGCUGCAGCUCUAUCUGACAGCGAGGACAGCUCCACGGAGGAGAGCGUGGACAGUGCAACCCUUAGGGCAAGGGAGGCUGAGGAGAGGCUGGUGGACUAUGGCCAGAGCAGGCAGCCACCAUCACCAAAAUCUUCGUUGCUGCCUUCUGUAGCUGCUCUGUUCUCCAAGGUCGAUGGCCCCCCGGCUUUUCUGGACCCUGAGGCCACUCGCCCGCUGGCGAAGAACCCCAGGCACGGGGCGCUGCCCUUUCCGCAGGGCGCGGCGCCCGCAGGCGAGGCGCCGAAGUCGAACAGGAAGGAGCGGAGGAAGGCGACCCCGGAAGGGGAGUUCGAUGUCGCGAACCUGGCGCCCACGCUCGGGACGGUGAGCGAGUCGGCAAAGAGGGGCCUUCCUGAGGGCGCCGUCAUCGAAGCGAAGGCGAAGAAAUACAAGCCCGAUGCUGAGGAAGCGCCGCAGUACACUGCCGUUCAGGUCGCGCUCAUGGGGGGUGAAAUUGGGGACGAAAAGGUAGCACAGCGACCGCCCAGCGGCCCCAUGGAGGUGUCCGAAUUCCUGCACAAGGGCGGCAGCGCGCUGCUUCCGCGAAAGAACAACGACCGCCGCGAGAGGGAGAAGCAGAAGCGCGCCAAGGGGCAGAGCGGCGUCAGCACGUGGAAGUCGGAGGCAGAAAUGGCGCUCAGGCAGCAAUACGACUAG
Molecule: messenger RNA, 756 nt
Organism: Ostreobium quekettii
Lineage: Eukaryota; Viridiplantae; Chlorophyta; Ulvophyceae; Bryopsidales; Ostreobiaceae
Source: the annotation of a GenBank genome assembly